AUGCUCUUUGCUCGUGCUUGUGUCUUCGUUCUCUCAGCCUGUGCCGGCGUGACUCUGGCAGCGCCAGCUCCGGAGCCUGAAGCUCUGUCUGAGCUCAAGGCUCGUGAUAUGCAAGGUAGAGGAACCGUAUAUCAGCAAUUGGGCGCGUUCGGUUCUUGCGGCCAGAAACACGGGGACGGUGAUAUGAUUGUCGCCAUCAGCAACUCUUUCAUGAAGAGCCGGCACAACUCCCCCUAUUGCAGGAAAAGUAUCAGAGCUAGAAACAAGUCGAAUGGUAAAACCGUCGUCGUUAGAGUUGCAGAUACCUGUAUGGGCUGUGGGCCGAAUGAUCUUGAUUUCUCGGUUGGCGCAUGGAACCGUCUUACUGGCAAUGCUCCCUGGGGAACAUUCCCCGUCUCUUGGAAUUGGGCGUAA
Molecule: messenger RNA, 414 nt
Organism: Uncinocarpus reesii 1704
Lineage: Eukaryota; Fungi; Ascomycota; Eurotiomycetes; Onygenales; Onygenaceae
Exons: 3
Coding region: 1-414 (137 amino acids)
Source: RefSeq, a predicted model, not a curated record